AGUUAGUUAAACGGAAUAACGAUGAAGGUGUGGAGUCUUCUGGAGAGAACAGCGAGAAUAACCUGCGUAGUGACGGAAGACUUGCGGAGUCCAGGUAUGACAGUUAGGGUUACUUAUCUUACUUAGCCGAGGUCCGCUUGUCCAGCCCGCCUGUGCUGUAGGUACAUUUCCGUUAUAUAACUAGCUAGCUGAAGAGUUUUCUCCGCCACAGUGAGUUUUCAGGUUGGUAGGCACAGUUGCAGAGGUAACUAGCCUCGUAGCUUCCGCGUGGGAUCCAAAGUCCGACCAUAAGCACCAGUUUUUGGAAGAAUUUUGCUGGUCGCUACCAACACGUGAUUGAUGUACAAUGUUCACUGAAAACUAUUAUCGUCCUCCCCCUCGUAGGCUCUUCGCUUGGCUUUUGCUGAAGUUCCCAUCUGACCUGGAGGAGCUAAAAGAAAUGGCACAACUCUUGCGCUAUUAUAAGACGGAACACGGCGGAUAUGUGCUGCUACUCUUCUGCAGUGCUUACCUUUACAAACAGACUUUUGCCAUCCCGGGAUCCUCUUUACUUAAUGUCUUGGCGGGGGCGCUGUUUGGGCCCUGGCAGGGUCUGCUGCUUGCCUGUGUUCUUACAACUGUAGGUGCCACUUUCUGCUUCCUGCUGUCCCGGGCAUUUGGGAAGCAGCACAUAGUGAGGCUCUUCCCAGACAAAGUUGCAGUGCUACAGAAAAAAGUGCAGGAGAACCACAGUAGUCUGUUCUUUUUGCUGCUCUUCCUGAGGUUUUUCCCCAUGAGCCCCAACUGGUUCCUGAACAUGAGUUGUCCCAUCUUCAACAUCCCACUCACCCUCUUCUCCAUGUCUGUCUUCAUUGGUUUGAUGCCAUACAACUUCGUCUGUGUGCAGACAGGCUCGGUGCUAUCCGAGCUCUCCUCUUUGGACCAGCUGCUUUCCUGGAGGGUUGUACUGCAGCUGCUGCUGGUUGCUUUCGCUGCCCUACUGCCUGGAGCUGUGAUCCGCCACUACAGUUGCACACGCCUGCAGCCUAGUAGCACUGCAGUGAAAAAGGACUAGUGACCCGUGGCCACGCACUGGGAAAGGACCGGUGACGCAUGGCCACGCACUGGGAAAGGACUGGUGACUUGCGGCCACGCCAGGCUUAGAGCAGCUUUUAAAUGGGCCACAGUCUGGCUGAACAGCCUCUAUAGAGGGGUACAGAAUUGUAUUUAUGUAUUUCAGGUGCUGAAUUUACGUUUGUUUGAUCUCAGAUGUUAAAUUGUGCCGUUUGUUUUUCUUUUGUGUCAUCAUUCAGUAUAAUUUAAUCAGCAGGGAUUAAGGAAGCAGAUUUUAACAUCAAUGAAUAGAGAAGGACUUACCAGAAUAUUAGUCGUCAUGGAGGAAGAUGGAGGGUUUUUAAAGUUUCAGUGUUCAAUUUCUGUGUUGUUUAUUACUGGUGUUUCCUUGUAUAUCCUGUAGAGGAGAUGAGGGAUGAGUUCCCCCAUGUUAUCUGAUCCUGUCACUGAAAUGAAAUUGACAUUUCAGCACCCUGGUUGAUGGGUAUUUUAACGUUCUGCUUAAUGGGUGGUAUUUUACAUGACAGCGCUUCACCUCACCCCAGUGCCUUUUUGUAGACAGAAUACUAAAGCCACAUUUACUUUGUUAAAAAAAAAUCCCUGUGUUAGCAAAUUCCUACUAGUUUUAUUUUGUAAUCAGAGCACAAAGAGCCCUGAGUCAAUAAGACAUUAUUUAAUACAUUGUAAAGUAUCACGCUAGCCAUCUAGAUUAGUGUUUCUGAAGGUUAGUCAUCCAGGUCACUGAGCACUCUGACACUGGCUUGGCUUUGUAGGGUAAUCUUGGUGUUUCUUCAGAAAGCGCUUGUUGAAGCCCCUUAGAUAACUGGGCAAAAUAUAAAGAUUUUACAUCAAGGUGAGCCACCUUGACUACUAGCUGAAGGUGGCAGAGCCCUUUAGGAGAGCACAGCUUCUGCCUUGCGAUCCUGAGCGGACACGUUUAUGAGGUUCUGGUGUGUGCAGCAGCUCUCUGAAGCACUGAGAGUACGUCUGAGGACAAUUCAGGACAAUGCUGAACAGAUCUAGUCAUUCCAGGAAUGUGUCAGCCAGUUACUUCUCUGAGGUUUCUCUGAAUAUGGGAUUGGGCCAAAGCAUAUUCAAUGAUGUGCGUUGUGUCUCAAUACCACUAUCAUUAAAUCACAAACGUGUUUAUA
Messenger RNA from Electrophorus electricus (electric eel), 2204 nucleotides. RefSeq names its product transmembrane protein 41aa (gene tmem41aa). The record is from RefSeq and is a predicted model, not a curated record. Lineage: Eukaryota; Metazoa; Chordata; Actinopteri; Gymnotiformes; Gymnotidae.